ACAAAGUUUAGUCAUGGUCAUUUGUCGGGUGUUUCAACUUGAAUACAAUUCAAAGGAUUACUGACAAAAUCUGUAUUUUCAGUUAAUAUGAGCCAGUAAACACAUGCGUCAAUUUGAUUAGAAUUUGUUGGUUUUGCUGCAAUAGAAUUUGCUGAAUAUAUAGAAUGGUUGUUAAAGCAAACAAAUGUUUGUUUGGAGAUGACUGGUUUAAAAACUUCUGUGCAUUUCGAAUUCAUCCGAAAAUUUUUCUGAAUAAAAGAAAAUUGACGAGAGAUGCUUUUUGUCUAGAUGUUUUGAAGGAUCUCUACUUAGAUCAUGUUGAAAUUCAAUAUAAGAUUCAUCUUCUGUUAUUACUGCAGGAGCAUUCAAAUCUAUUGAUAAUAGAUUUUAAUUUGUUGGAACAAGUAAUUGGUUCUCUCAUGAAUUUAUGCAACAUUUUAGGAACAAAAUCUGAUAAGCGGCUUUUGAAGAAUCAGGCACUUGUGACAAUCGUGACAAUUCUUUUAUCACAAAAUUUGGAUACUUCUAAGCUGACAGUGAAAGUGAAAUCUUUAUUGUUAGAAAUAAUUUACAGCAAUUCAGAAGAUUCCACUGUCUUAUCUACUGCCUGUAAAUGUCUCGAAGAACUAGAAGAAUUUUCCCCUGGGACUUUGGAAUCAGAAAUGACAAAAAUAUCUUUAACUUGUGAGAAAGAAAUGUCACCAGCAUUUCAGAGUUAUGCAUUGUUACUUAGUGUUUGUCUAAAACACUUUUCUGAAAAAUUACAUUCUAAGAAAAGCUCUUUAGGAAACAAAGAAGAAAUUUCACGUAAGAAGAGUAAUGGUGCUGUUUCUCCGUUUGCUGCUCUUUUAUUUGAACUUCUGCCAUAUAUGUCUCAUGCUGCUACUUAUCGAGUUCUAAGAGACUUAAUAUAUGUUGUACAGCGUACACCAGAACUUUCACCUACGUCUUUCAAACUUUAUCUGCAAAAUCUAAUGUUAUCGUCAGAUGUAUCACUUUUUCACCUUGCUUUUGAUUUGCUGGAUGCUUUUCAUUCAGAUUUAUUUUCGUCUCAAGAUGAAAAAUUCCUUUACAAACAACUAAUAAAACUGUCUACACAUCCAUGCCUUACAUCAUCUCACAGACUGUUGUUUUUAGAUUGGUUGAAGACCUGCAUCAUGAAUAGUAAAAGUGAUUAUUUCUCUUCAUUAUCUCAUUAUCCUGAUCUGAAAAUUCUAUUGCCUUCUCCAUUUGAUGGUCCUCUGACACAAGAGAAAAAGUCAUGUGUUUUGGCACUUUGCAUUCCUCUUAAUACAAAAGAGAAUUUAGCUACUGAUUUUUUAAAUGAGACUGUCAGUGGAUUAAUCAAAUGUUCCUUUCUAUCCGGUGGAACAAAGGCUGCUCCUUCUUUGUUUCGAAUUUUGUUUGUGUAUUUUUCUUCUCAAAAUUCUGAGUUGAUGCAUAAUUCUAUGUAUAGAUUGCUUUCUGGAAUAAUGAAAACUUCUCCUCAUCUUAUGCCUUAUGCUUUGAGCUUCUUACAAGCAGUGAAAAGUGAAUGCCUGGAAAGCAAGUUUCAUGAACGACUUUUGGGCCAUUUAGUUGAGCAUAUUUUAAGCAUCCCAAUGAAACAGUUCUGUAGUAAUUUGCAGUGUUACUUGGCUGUUCUAGAAAAUGCUUCUCAGGAAUGUGCUUCCAUUAGCAGACCAAGAGCUGUCCUUAAACUUUUGCAAAAGUUACUUAAUAAUACAGAAUUAAAUUUAAGAAAUGCAUGGUUAAUUGGAAAUGAUAUGCUUUCUAUUUGCCGUUCCUUUAUGAAGCAUCAUGAUGUGCAGAUAUUUUAUUAUGAUUUGGCUGAAGUAUUAUGUUUAGUGGCACAAAAUAUUGAUGAUGCAGAUGUAAAGGACAGAGCUAAGAUUUAUUACAGUAUGCUUACCUCAUUAUCCAACAUAAAAAUUCAAGCCAUUUUUCAACUACAUUCUUCAGAAAAGGAUGUUACUAGUGCCUUAAGUUCUUUUGUAACUGAGAAUGAUGCUCACCAGUUUGUUUCUAGUAUUCAGAAACUGACACAGCCAAUAUUACAGCUAAUCAGAUAUGAACAAGAUACGGAAAUAUCACUCAAUGAAGAUAACACUUCAGUUUUCACUUUCCCUGAUAUCCUAAAAACAUAUGAAGAUUAUUUACAAAAUCAUGAGCCAGUUGUAAAGUUGCCUUUUAUUUUAAAACAUGUUGAUAAUGUUGAAGAAACAUUUCAAGACUUAUACAGUAUUGUCAUUACUACUCAAUCAUCUCCUCCCACUAAAGAAAUACCUGUUAUUGAACUGCCGGUGCUUAAGAAAGCAAUUUUACCUGGAAACAAAGAAACUGUUGUCUUCCUGUCAAUUGUGCCUGUAGAGCCUUAUCCUCUCACUCUACAUUUUGAAGCUGAAUUCACUUGCAAGAAUGGAUGUAGCUAUACAUGCGAUCUUCCAUCAAUUGACAUAACAUUUGAGGACUUAUUCAUGCCUCUUCUUGUACCUGAGUCUGUUCAAACUUCAGCAAGUUCUUGGAGAAGCAAAUUAUUUGAUGUUUUGUGGGAACAUUUUAAACAACAAAUGAAUUCCAGUGAGAAAAAUAAAAAUUACUGCCAUUCAUCCUUUUGCCUAAAUAUAGACAAGGACAAUUUCCCUUCUGUUAUAGAACAAAAAUGGAAAAGCUUCAUUGUGUCCAAGUCUACUGACUUAAUUUACAGUAUUGCUAUAUAUUUACCUCCCAAGUAUCAUUUAUUGUUAAAAAUUUCUGUUGUAAAUGAUAAAGUGUUUGCUCAUAUAAUGGUAGAUAAAUGUGCCAUCCUUCCUUGGGUAACUUUAUGCCUACAAAAUAUAUAAAAAUCUGUGAUAUGAUCUGUGAUUUGAAACUUUGUAUUGUAUUUUUAAUUGUAUGUAUGAUCAGAUGUAUUAAAGUUAUAAAAAUGUUAAUAAAAUAUUUUUUUAUAAAUUA
Argiope bruennichi is the source of this 2955-nucleotide messenger RNA. RefSeq names its product AP-5 complex subunit beta-1-like. Gene Ontology annotation, cellular component: AP-type membrane coat adaptor complex; lysosomal membrane. Bases 165 to 2843 code for a protein of 892 amino acids. The transcript is spliced from 24 exons. Lineage: Eukaryota; Metazoa; Arthropoda; Arachnida; Araneae; Araneidae. Gene Ontology annotation, biological process: endosomal transport. The record is from RefSeq and is a predicted model, not a curated record.